Mesorhabditis spiculigera is the source of this 398-nucleotide messenger RNA. The record is from the annotation of a GenBank genome assembly. NCBI's taxonomy places the organism in Eukaryota, Metazoa, Nematoda, Chromadorea, Rhabditida, Rhabditidae.
GCGCGAUUUUGGUCAACCAAGCAAUGUCCAGCGAUCUUCCGCCACGAUCCAAAGAGAAAUCGACUUUUGUCACGCCGGCCGAUGUCCAGCGCGAAAUUAAACAAGAGCUACCAGAAAACGACGUACGCAAUGGACAUCGCAAGGGCAUUGAGGAGCGGAUCGCUCUUCAUGGCGCUGUAGAUGUUCAAACGGGUAGCAAUCCAAUUGAAGAGACGAGACGAGUCGAGAAGAAGAAGAUGACGAUGAAAUUAGAGCUGGCAAAGAUCGACUCCGACAUGGUCAGAACGCGCUCCGCCAUGAGAGAGACGAAAUCGGACAUGGCCCGCAUGCAAGCCAACAUCGCACUCCUGAAAGCCAUCUCGGAGACGCGGAAUGCCGAAAAUCGUCGCCUGAAGCAG